Molecule: messenger RNA, 3653 nt
Organism: Xiphias gladius (swordfish)
Lineage: Eukaryota; Metazoa; Chordata; Actinopteri; Istiophoriformes; Xiphiidae
Gene: ace2
Product: angiotensin I converting enzyme 2
Exons: 20
Coding region: 540-2963 (807 amino acids)
Biological process (GO): proteolysis
Cellular component (GO): plasma membrane
Molecular function (GO): peptidyl-dipeptidase activity; metallopeptidase activity
Source: RefSeq, a predicted model, not a curated record
GGCAAUAGGAACUAAUGUCAGUAGUUGAUGUAACAGUCGAGUUAGUUAAGUGGGGGCACCUGGAGUUUUUAAAAGAGGCUAGUUUCGGUCAGUUGUUGCCAAAGUAGGCAAGUUUGCGCCCGUCUGGGCUAAUUAAAAAAAACCAAAAACAAAAACAACAAUAAAAUAAUGGAGAGGUAGAAAGUGAUUUUGCCGGCUGUUAAAAUUUGAGCUAGUACACGAGACAAAGAUACCGUGUGAAGUGGAAGGGACAGGUGCAUGCAGGAGCAUUGGCAGUUACGUGGAGUCAAUGAAGGAGGAGAUGGCGUGAGAAUCGGCUGCUGUCUUCUGAUCUGAUGGCGGGAGAUUUUCCUUGGACCAGUUCAUCUGUUUAUCCUGGGUCGAGGGAGCAUGGAGGGCUGAGGCCUUGGCUCUGUGGCCUCCCAAGACCUCACCACCUUCGCCUUCCCCUGUCGAGGUAGCCUGGAAGAAGCCAGCAGCUACAUUACAUACUGUAUAUGGGUUAGUCUGUGAGUGUGGAUGGAGCGGAAGCAGCCGAGAUGUCUGCUAGGAUUCUUGUAACGUUGCUGGCUGUGUCCUGCGCUGUUUAUGCUCAGUCGGACGUGGAGAGCAGGGCGAGGGAGUUUCUGCAGAGGUUCGACAGGGAGGCCACUCAGCGUAUGUACCAGUACUCUCUGGCAUCAUGGGCCUACAACACCAACAUCACAAAGGAGAACUCAGACAAAUUGUCACAAGAGGGGCAAAUUUGGGGAAAUUUCUACACCCAGAUGUCAGAAGAGUCCCAGAAAUUCCCCAUCCAACAGAUCAAGGAUCCAGAAAUCAAAUUACAGCUCAUCUCCCUGCAAGACAAAGGCUCUGGUGUUCUAUCCCAGGAUAAGGCUGCACAUCUGAGUAAAGUCUUGAGUGAGAUGAAUACAAUCUAUAGCACUGCAACGGUGUGUCUGAUGGAUGACCCCCUUAACUGCCAGACUUUGGAGCCAGGCCUGGAGCAUGUUAUGUCCUACAGCAAGAACUACUUUGAGCGUCUGCAUGUGUGGGAGGGCUGGAGGAGAGAGGUGGGGAAGAGGAUGAGGCUCCUGUAUGAAGAUUAUGUGGAUCUGAAGAAUGAAGCUGCCAAACUAAACGGCUUUGAAGACUACGGAGCUUAUUGGAGAUAUAACUAUGAGACCAUUGAGGAGGACAGUCUGUACAAGUACACCAGAAAUCAGCUGAUGGAAGAUGUCCGUUCAAUAUACAAAGAGAUCCUGCCAUUAUACAAGGAGCUGCAUGCCUAUGUGAGAGCCAGGCUUAUGGAGGUCUACCCAGGACACAUUGAUUCAGAAGGGCCUCUGCCGGCCCACCUGCUGGGUGACAUGUGGGGAAGAUUCUGGAACAACCUGUACCCCCUGUCUGUCCCCUACCCCGGAAAACCAGAUAUUGAUGUCAGCAAAACUAUGGUGGAGCAGGGUUGGCCUGAGCGUCGGCUGUUCGAAGAAGCAGAGAAGUUCUUCAUGUCUGUGGGUCUGUACAAGAUGUUUGAAAACUUCUGGAAUAACUCCAUGCUGACGAAGCCUGAUGAUGGACGCAAGGUGGUCUGUCACCCCACAGCCUGGGACAUGGGAAACAGAGAGGACUUUAGGAUCAAAAUGUGCACCGUGGUCAACAUGGACCACUUCCUCACUGCACACCAUGAGAUGGGUCACAACCAGUACCAGAUGGCUUAUCGCAACCUGUCCUACCUCCUGAGGGACGGAGCCAACGAGGGUUUCCACGAGGCUGUCGGAGAAAUCAUGUCCCUCUCUGCUGCAACGCCCAAACACCUGCAGAGCCUGGAUCUCCUGCCCGCUAACUUCAUUUAUGAUAGUGAAACGGAGAUCAACUUUCUGCUCAAACAGGCGCUCACCAUUGUGGCCACACUGCCAUUCACCUACAUGCUGGAGGAAUGGAGGUGGCAGGUGUUCGCAGGGAACAUCUCCAAGGAUGAAUGGAUGGAGCGCUGGUGGGAGAUGAAGAGGGAGUUGGUAGGGGUGGUCGAGCCGGUGCCAAGAGAUGAGACAUACUGUGACCCGACUGCUCUGUUCCAUGUAUCUGGAGACUAUUCUUUCAUCAGAUACUUCACAAGAACCAUCUACCAGUUUCAGUUCCAAAAAGCACUCUGCGAUGCGGCCGGUCACACAGGUGCCUUGUCUACAUGUGACAUUACUGGUUCUUUAGCAGCAGGAUCCAAGCUGAGGAAUAUGUUAGAGCUGGGAAGGUCCCAGUCUUGGACCAGGGCUUUGCAUACGAUAUCCGGUGAUGCUAAGAUGGACGCCCGCCCCCUGUUGGACUAUUUUCAAAAACUUUAUGACUGGCUGAAGGCAGAAAACAUGCAACACAACAGGAAAGUAGGCUGGAAGGCAGAAAUAGAUCCAUAUUCAGAGUAUGCCAUCAAAGUGAGACUAAGUUUGAAGACUGCCUUGGGCGAAAAUGCUUAUUCCUGGAAUGACAACGAGCUGUAUCUGUUCAAGACCAACAUUGCAUAUGCUUUGAGGCAGUACUACAGCCAAAAGAACGAGACCCUUCUCUUCACGUCUGAGAAUGUCCUCGCCUAUAAGGAGACUCCCAGAAUCUCCUUCUACAUUGUGGUCACCAACCCGGCAAGUCCCUCCGAAUACAUCCCAAAGAAUGAUGUGAAGACUGCCAUCCGGUUAAGUCGAGGCCGAAUCAACGAUGCCUUCCAGUUGGACGACAGGACGCUGGAGUUUGAGGGUAUCCCAGUAACACUGGCCCCUCCAGUGGAGCAGCCGGUGGAGGUGUGGCUGGUGGUGUUUGGGGUGGUCAUGGGAGUCGUGGUGCUAAUGGGCAUCUACCUCGUCGUGUCUGGUGUCAGAGAGCGCAAGAAGAAAUCCGCAAUGACAGGCGUGGACAAUCCCUACGAUUCAAGCACUGAUGGACAAACUAACAAAGCGUUUAAGGACAGUGAUGAUGAACAAACUGGAUUCUGAUUUCUGAACGAAGAACAGAGCAACUCAAAUUAAUGGCAGUUGAUCAAAAGAACAAUAAGAACAGAGUUUGUUCAUAUUACUUUUUAAUAUUUAAAAUUGUGUAAAAGGCUUUGAUGUUCAGUCAUUUGUUAGUAUAUUUAGUACUUUUACUUCUUUUGAAAUAUCAAUUUAAAUGUUGUUGUAAUGCACACCUGGUAGAUAGGUGCAUAAGAAAACGAAAUUAGGCAAAACAUACUGCCAGUGCUUAGGUAAGGUAAGUUUAUUGAAAAUGUAUGUCUCAUGUAUAUUACUGAAAUGUUGCGUUUUCAAAAAAUGUGCAGCUGACAGUGUUUUGGGAUUCAACACUUUCAGUUGUUGUAAAAUAAACAAAAUACACAGUUUACCAAUGCUAGGCAUUUUAUUACUCGUAUAUAAAUGUACAUUUUGGGUGGUAAUACAUCAGUAACACAUAUAUAUGUGUUGACAUUAUAUGAUCAAAGUCUUAAGGUAUAAUAUCCAGCGAGUGUUAUCAAAAGAAUUUUCCCAAAAUAUCAGCUUUAUACAGUAUACAUACAGUACAUAAGAUAACCAGUCAUUCAGAAUUCAAUUAAUGUGUGUGCUUGUGUUAAUUCAUUGGAUCCAUGUUUAUAGUUUGUAUUAUAUGUAAAUUUGCUUACAACAUCUCAUAAGAAAUUGUUAAAUAAAUAAAAU